This is a messenger RNA of Didymella exigua CBS 183.55, 1026 nucleotides long. RefSeq names its product t-SNARE. NCBI's taxonomy places the organism in Eukaryota, Fungi, Ascomycota, Dothideomycetes, Pleosporales, Didymellaceae. Gene Ontology annotation, cellular component: endomembrane system; Golgi membrane; SNARE complex. The record is from RefSeq and is a predicted model, not a curated record. Gene Ontology annotation, molecular function: SNAP receptor activity; SNARE binding. The transcript is spliced from 2 exons. Gene Ontology annotation, biological process: intracellular protein transport; vesicle fusion; endoplasmic reticulum to Golgi vesicle-mediated transport. The coding region runs from base 1 to 1026 and encodes 341 amino acids.
AUGGCCGUCUCGAUCCAGGACCGGACCGACGAGUUCCGCUCCAUCCUCGCCCAGGCACAGCGACGACAGGCCCAGGCCAAGACCGGAGCGCAGCGCCAGUCGCUCCUCACAGCCCAGGAAAGGGCGCGCGCAAGCCACUCGCCGCAGCGGCAGCGCUCAGAGUUUGCGCGCAAUGCCGCCGACGUCGCGCGCGGAGUCGCGAGCACAAUGCAGAAGCUGGAGCGGCUGUCGCAGCUGGCCCGCCGCAAGACGCUGUUCGACGACCGCCCCGUCGAGUUUGACGAGCUCACCUUUGUCAUCAAGCAGGACAUGACGGCCCUCUCGGGACAGGUCCAGAGGCUGCAGCACAUGAACGCGAAGCUGCACCCCAAGGCCAAGCCCGGCGCCGACCAGGAGGGCGAGCACAACACCAACGUCGUGCUGCUGCUAAAGGACAAACUGCAGAACGUGGGCACAAACUUCAAGAACGUGCUCGAGGUGCGGACCAAGAACAUGCAGGCAUCGCGCUCGCGGACGGAGCAGUUCCUCUCGACCGCGCAGUCGUCGUCGACCCUCGACCCCGGCCGCACAGACUCCCCGCUCUACCAGACCCCGCAACGGGGCCGCUCGCCAGGGGAGUUUAAGAACACAAACGCCGCCCACCAAGACCUGCUAUCGCUGGAUCCCUCGGGCUCGUCGGCUCUCACGCGCGGCGGCCCCCAGUCCGACGCACAGCUGCUGCUCAUGGAGGAGGCGCAGCCGCAGAACGCAUACAUCCAGCAGCGCGGCCAGGCGAUAGAAUCCAUCGAGUCCACCAUCCAGGAGCUGGGAGGCAUCUUCAGCCAACUGGCGCAGAUGGUGUCCGAGCAGGGCGAGCAGAUCCAGCGCAUCGACGCAAACACCGAGGAUGUAGUCGACAACGUCGAGGGCGCGCAGCGCGAGCUCAUCAAGUACUGGAGUCGCGUCCAGGGCAACAGGUGGCUCGUUGCGAAAAUGUUCGGUGUGCUUAUGAUUUUCUUCCUUUUGUGGGUGCUCAUCUCGGGAUAG